Molecule: messenger RNA, 12093 nt
Organism: Bacillus rossius redtenbacheri
Lineage: Eukaryota; Metazoa; Arthropoda; Insecta; Phasmatodea; Bacillidae
Product: DNA (cytosine-5)-methyltransferase 1-like
Exons: 25
Coding region: 302-4450 (1382 amino acids)
Biological process (GO): negative regulation of gene expression via chromosomal CpG island methylation
Cellular component (GO): nucleus
Molecular function (GO): DNA (cytosine-5-)-methyltransferase activity; DNA binding; zinc ion binding
Source: RefSeq, a predicted model, not a curated record
UGUUGUGUUUUGUUGUGUACUGUUUUCAUGUGUGAGGCACGGAACAUGGUGUUUUUUUUUCCGGAAGUGAUCCUGAAUAUUGAUUAUUGUUUUCUCACUUAUGCCCUGAAGAAUAGAUGAUAUUUUAGAUUUAAAGAAAAUAUUGUGAAUAAUAAGUUAAUAUAUUGAUACAAAAGAAAUGUUUCUGGUCUUUGUCUUAAAGCUGUUGACAGCUAAAAAAAAAAAAUUAUUUUUUGCUCUUUCAUGCUCCAAUAAAUAAUAAGAGACACAAAGUGCUCUUUGUAAGCAUACGUGGUAAAUAAUGUCCAGCUCUGACAGACUGUUGAGAGUGAACUUAGAGCGUAUUGAUCUCACCAACCUAGAGAAGUACUGUAAUGGCAGGGUGAGCAUCGAUGUAAAAGAAUCGCCUUCCAGUAUUAAAAGAGAGGGUAGACAAAGAAGGAGCGUGAAUGGUCUGAAGGAGGUGGAGGGGAUCAGUCUGGAAGAGCAGUUGCUGAGAUGGGACCUGAAGAAGAAGCCGGUGGUGGUCCUAGACCGCGUCGACGGCCCGCCGCUCAGGAAGCGGAGCAAGGGGGCGAGCGGGGAGCGUCCGGAAGAGGACCGGCUCUUGAGGCACCAGCGGUGCGCCGAGUGCCGCCAGCUCCUGGGUGGGCCGCAGCUGCGCUGGUACCACGGCCACCCGCCCGGGGCCGCGGAGGAGUCCCUGGCCCUCAUCGACCCCCGGCUGUCGCUCUUCACCGGCGAGGAAGAGGACAUUGACGAGGAGGACGUCCGCCCGCAGAACAAGAUCACACACUUCAGUGUGUACGACAAGGAAGGCCACAUGUGUCCCUUGGACAGCUGCCUGGUAGAGGAAGGGGCACAGUUGUACUUCUCUGGUUACCUCAAAGCCAUAUACGAGGAGUCGACCCAGCCUGAAGGAGGUGUCCCAGCCAAAGAUUUGGGCCCCAUCAACCAGUGGUGGCUGUCCGGCUACGAUGGCGGGGAGAGGGCCAUCAUCGGCCUCUCAACGGACUUUGCAGAUUACAUCCUGAUGGAGCCCAGCCCGGACUAUGUGCCUUUCAUGAAUGCCAUUCACCAGAAAGCUUUUCUCAGCAAACUGGUCAUCGAGAUACUGGUUGAACAUCCCCAGACGUCAUUCCCAGAUCUGCUGGAAAAACUUGAGGAAUGCGUGGUCCCCGACGGGAUGGCCAGGCUGACGGAGGACGUGCUGAUGCGGCACGCAGAGUUCGUGUGCAGCCAGGUGGUGGGGUUUGAUGCGGCGGAGGCGGAGGACGACGACCCCCUCAUCGCUGCUCCCUGCAUGCGCACGCUCGUCAAGCUGUCCGGCUUCUCCUUCAGCAAGAGAAGAAGUCAAGAAAUUAAUACAGCUGAUGAAAUGAUAAGAAAAUAUAGGUCCAAACAAAGACCUAAAGCACCAACUAAAACCAUUGUUACACCGCUUGUCCAGAAUGUUUUCGAGGAAUUCUUCAACGAUCAGUUAGACAAAAAAGAAAAUGGUGUCAAGAACAGAAGCGCGGCCGGCUGUGGCACUUGCAAGGUGUGCCGGCAGCCGGACUGCGGGGUGUGCAUCUCGUGUCUGUACACGGCCAAGGCGAGCCCCAAGGGGAAACCGAAGAAAGUGUGCAUCAGGAAGAGGUGUCCUCAGAUGGCCAUCCAGGAUACAGAUCUCUCCUCUGACGACGAGGAAGAGGAGAGAAAGUGUAAGGCUGAGUCUGAAGACGGUGAAGAUGCUGAUGAGAAGUAUGUCCCGUCCCCAGAAAGGAAGCGAAGAUGGAUGGUGAAGGAGGUCAAGUCACAGAGGGAGAUAGAAUGGAUCGGGGAGCCCCGGGGCUGCAAAGGUAGAAGAACAUACUACAGUGGUGCAAAGAUUGGCGAUCUCUUAGUGAGCGUAGGGGAUUGUGUGAUGGUGGAGCCAAAGAAUAUGAAUGAACCAUUGCUCCUGGGCCAGGUAGUCUUCAUGUAUGAGCUUCCAGCUGGCGACAAGAAGUUUCACUGCUGCUGGUUCAUCCGGGGUGCAGAUACGAUUUUGGCAGAAACAGCAGAUCCCACCGAACUGUUCGCAUCAGACGAAUGUGAGGACGGCAGUCUUACGUUUAUUCUGAGAAAAGCAGACGUCAAGUUUGUGCAGAGACCAGCGAAUUGGAGCGAGCUGGGUGGUCAGGAUGUGAAGCAAGAGCCUGCACAGAUCGGAGAGUCAUUCUUUUGCCAGAAAAGAUACGACCCAGUGCACUGUCGGUUCUCUGACCUCCAUUCCAGCAUUCAGGUGCACAGCAACAGGGAUCUUCUGAGCUAUUGUCCAGCAUGUGAAUUUGUUACUCAAGAGUAUGGCAAAGAAUUGGUUGUGAUUGGAAGCAAAUUAGACACAGACUUCAAACAUGUGGUGUUUGAUCUGGUGAAGUGGAACAAGAUGUUGCUGCACCCAGGCUCUGCCGUUUUCCUGUUGCCUUCUGCGUUUGGCUUCAAGAAAAGGAAAUCGUCCAAGAACUAUGUUGAUUACAAGGACGAAGACGUGGAUGAGGAAAUGUUCCCGGAACUCUACCGGCACGGCAAGUCGGGGUACUUGACGGGCACAAACGCAGACACGCCAGAACCCUUUUGCAUCGGCUAUGUGAACAGGAUCUUCUCCUAUUCUGACGGUGAAUGUGCCUCGGAGAGAAACACGUUUGUGAGUCUGAACCAGCUCUACAGGCCGGAGAACACAAACAUGAGCGCUGGCCUGUGCCAGAAGGCAGACAUCAACAUUGUCUACUGGAGCGACAAAGAGGUGGUGCUGCCCUUGAAGAGCGUGGUCGGGAAGUGCUACCUCGCCUACAAGGGAAACAUAAGCGUCCCUCUGCACAAGUGGUCCGCCCAGGGCCCCAACAGGUUCUACUUCAGCAAGGCCUACAACAGCACCACCAAGUGCUUCGAAGAGCCUCCCAUCUCGGCCAUGAGCAUCGGGAUCCCUCCUGGGUUUCAAGAUUUAAAAAAUAAUUCGUCAUUCAAAGGAGAAUGGAGCAUAGAUGACGAGGCAGAAGGCAGCUGGCCGGUAGUCAACAGAAAACUGAAAGCUCUUGAUGUGUUUGCUGGAUGUGGAGGGCUGUCGGAGGGCUUGCACCAGAGCGGCAUCGCGGAGACCCUGUGGGCCAUAGAGAGGGAAGAAGAGGCUGCGAAAGCCUUCAGCCUGAACAAUCGAAAGUGCACCGUUUUCACGGAAGACUGUAACUAUCUCCUCAAACUGGUCAUGGCUGGCAAGAAGACAAACGAACACGGCCAGAAACUGCCGCAGAAAGGUGACGUGGAGCUGUUGUGCGGGGGGCCUCCGUGCCAAGGCUUCAGUGGCAUGAACCGUUACAGUUCAGAGCAAAGUUUCCUUCUCAAGAACUCCUUGAUAGCGUCGUUUCUGUCGUACUGCGACUUCUACCGCCCGAGAUUCCUGGUGCUGGAGAAUGUUCGGAACUUCGUGGCUUUCCAGCGCAACAUGGUCCUGAAGCUGACGCUCAGAUGCCUGGUGAAGAUGGGGUAUCAGUGCACGUUCGGCGUGCUUCAGGCUGGCAACUACGGGGUGCCGCAGACCAGACACAGAGUGAUAAUACUUGCAGCGGCUCCAGGAGAGGUUCUUCCGAAGUAUCCAGAAGCAACUCACGUGUUCAGUCCGAGGGCGUGUAAGCUGACAGUCGUGGUUGAUGAUAAGAAGUACGAGUCGAACUGCAAAUGGCUGACGAGUGCACCCUUCAGAACCAUCACGGUUCAAGAUGCCAUCUCAGAUCUGCCUCCCAUCAGGAAUGGUGACCAGGUUCUGGAGAUGAAGUAUGGUGGGGAACCUGAGUCUCAUUUCCAGAUGAAGAUGAGAACGGGCUGCAAUGGAGUGUUGCGCGACCACAUAUGCAAGGAGAUGACUCCACUUAUUGCAGCUCGCAUGGCCCAUAUUCCCAUCACUCGAGGCUCGGACUGGCGCGACCUCCCGAACAUCGUAGUACGUCUUAGUGAUGGCACCUACACCAACAAGUUAGUGUACACGUACGACGACAAGAAGAACGGACGAGCGGCGAGUGGGGCCCUGCGCGGGGUCUGCGCGUGCGCGACGGGCCCCGGGAAGCGCUGCAGCGCCGUGGACAAGCAGAACUACACGCUGAUCCCGUGGUGCCUGCCCCACACGGGCAACCGCCACAACCACUGGUCCAACCUGUACGGCCGCCUGCAGUGGGACGGCUUCUUCAGCACCACCAUCACCAACCCCGACCCGCUGGGCAAGCAGGGGCGUGUGCUGCACCCCGACCAGCACCGCGUGGUGAGCGUGCGGGAAUGCGCCCGCUCCCAGGGCUUCCCCGACUACUACCGCUUCCACGGCAACAUGCUGCACAAGCAUCGGCAGAUUGGCAAUGCUGUUCCUCCGCCAAUGGGGGCGGCCUUAGGUUACGAGAUCAGGAAAGCAGUUAGUGCAGUCGAAAACAGAAAAUUUGUUUGACAAGAUAUAUUUCUCAUAUUUUAUUUAGUGCUGGCCCGGUUACAGUGGUUCUGUUGAGUUGCAAAUUUUAUCUGUUGAUUUUGCUCUUUGUUAAGGCAAAUAUGAUUUAUCAACUACGUGUUUUACAAUACUUAGUCACGAAUUUUUAAAUGUUGAUUCAGAAGUUUUUUGUUUUUAUACAUUGUUUAGCUGUUUUUUUGUAUUUAGUUUUUUUUUUUUUAUCUGUGAAGACUGAUUUUAGAAAUGACAUUCUCAAACUAUGAGUUAUUAUUUUAGAAAUGACAUUCUCAAGCUAUGAGUUAUUCAUCACAAAAGAGAAAAUACAGUCUUGCUAGAAUGUGAAGAAAAAUACGUGUAGCAUUAUAGGUUAAAAGUAUAAUUGCUUUUUUUAAAAAUAAUACUCUUAUCUUAUCUUAAAUGCUGCCCGUCAGUUCUACUGAUUUCGUUCAUCACUUCUCGGAUGCAAGUUAUAGUGGUGUGGCAGUCUCGAUUUGUUUCACAAGGUUUUUUAUUUCUCUUUGUGUGUGCCCUAUUUGUGGGUUGGUGUCGUACAGUUGUCUGUCAGUUGGUAUUUCUUUCUCCCUCUCAUCUUGUAUUCCAGUGAGUUAACUUGCAGAGGGUGUGGGCACUCAUAAGGAAGUUAGUGCAGCUCAGUGAACGGCAGCUCAAGGAAGUGUAGAGCAAGUACCCUUCACUCAUCUCUUUCCUCGGGGUGGGGGUAAGGAAGGGCUGUUAUGAAGACGGAAGCAGAAGCUAACGCAGUCAAGCAGCAAGUGGCGGUUUCUGCAUUUCUCCAGCAUCACAUUCUGUUGGUAAAAUUAUGGCACCAACAUUUUUUAUUCACACCCACUCGAUUCUUGAAAUCUGCUUGAAGAGGGAAGACCAUUCCUCAUACCAGAAACUCCUUGCUGCAGCAUGUACAGAUCAGAUGGUUUCACAUAGGGAUUCGGAUUCCAAAUAAAAAAAGCACACAGUGUCUACACUCACACCUCUUGCCAUAUCAUAGUUACCUGAUGUGUUGAGGUAUAUCUCGGUAGUCAAUUGCAACUUAAAAACAAAAGUAAAAAAAAAUUAUAUUGUAUUUUUCAUAUAUUUUUUAUAGAUAUAAUUAUGAUAAUGUUGACACGGUUUACCUCACAGUUAAAUUACCUAAAUUACAGUAAUUUAUUAAUGCUGUACAAAAGAUAUGUUACUGGCUGCCAGUGAGAACCUUGCAUUUGAUCCCAGCCCAACUGGCUGCAGAUGCACAUGGUGGCUUGCUGGAGAAAAAUAUUGUUCUUGAACUCGCUAUCAUUGUGAUGAUAUGAUUGAUAUCUUGGAGCUGUGAAUUACCUACUGUUUUCAACAUGUUGUGUUCAAUCCUAGGUGUGCCAUAUUAUUUUUUAAAACCUUCAAAAGUGAUAAAACGUUUUUUCCAGGCUUGUUUUUUUAGUAUUAACAUAACACAAAUUGAUGAUAAUUCAUUGACAAAAUUUAACAGCCUGUCCAUAGAAUAUACAGAUAAGGCUUGUUAACUUAAGUUAAAUUUUACUGGGAAAAGUUUGUUGUAUAUCAAACACAUCAGUUUUAUGUGUUCUGUAUUUACAAGAAUUUUUUUUUUUACUGGAUAAUAUGUUUGUCGACUGGAAAAGUUGGACCAAGCCAUUUUCGAAUGUAGCAGAAGCUAACAUUUUGAAGAUAUUUUUUCUUGCAUGACAAAAUUCUGUGGUUUUUAUUGGUUUUAUUUACUUACUGAAAAGUAAUAAUUUUAAUAUUAUAGCUUUUUUUUAUGACAGGAUUGCUACAAGUAUAGGGAAUGUUAAAACCAAUUUAAAGUUACGGUAUUGAAAUGAAAAUAGUUAAGAAAAAAAUACAAAAUAGUUCAGAAAAAAUUGAUAGUGAUAUAAAAGUGGAAUAAAAUGUACCGCUUUCACAAACGACUAGACACCUUAAAUGGUCACGUGAAAUAUCAAAAAAUAUAUUUGGAUUUAUCCUUUUUGCUAAAUCGUAGGCUCUUUGGUGUAAACCAUGAGUUUGACAACCAAUUUUAUUCCCGCAAUCGAUGCAUACUUUCCGCAAGGAAAUCCGGCCAUUAGAGUAAGUCAAGGCAAUGACAUCAUCAAAGUAUAACGAAAAUAGGAAACAAAAACUGUAGAUAAUGCCAUCAAGUGACUCUUCAUUACUUUUAUUGUGCUUUCUUAUUUUUCAUAAUGUUCCCACAAUCUGCUUUCAUUGCUCAAUUUUUAAUUCUUCCUGCUCCUCAAUUUCACAGACUGUUUCUCGUUCUUUGAAUGGUUCUCUUGUCUUAUGGUAAAUAAAAGACAAUAUUGAAAAUUAUAUUUUUGUAGGUUGAAACCUGAGUAAAAUCUCAAUGUAGCAGGCAUACACAAUCUCUGAUCAUAGCUAAAAACAAGUUAUUAAUUUUUGCAGGGAUGUGAAAGUGAUGUUUGUUUCUAGUGUUUUCUUAUGAGAUAAAACGUUUUGUAAUGUAAGUAUUAAUACAUUUUGGUAGUCAAGCUUUUUUUGUGAUUAAAAUUACACUUUGAACAGCACAUACAACCUCCUUUUCCCCCCAGAAAAAGCGUCGACAUCAAAGUAUAUCGGCAUGUCCAUUCUCAGCUGGAAGUUCUGGAAAACUAGUCCAUUUAGGUUUGGAGUUUUGGAAUUCCAAGCUUGAAGCAACCCUGUAGGAAAAUGUGUAUGAAGUAAAGGUAGCACGCAGGGCUAUCUGAUCUUCUUAAUACUACUAAAACUUGGGUUAAAACAAUUAGGCAGUAGUGAGUUAUCAGGUGUUAAUUUGUAUUUUUAACAUUCAUGGCAAGAUUCAUUGAAAACAAAAAGAAAUUGUUUUAGAAUCUCUGGUUUCAAGCAACUACUGUUGUGUUUGUAAUGUAGACCUGAAUUUUAUUCAUGUGAUCGUACAUAGUUUAUGUAGAUGUUAAACAUUGUAUUUUUACUCUAUGAAGUUUUGUAAGUGUAAGAAAGGAUUUUUUGUGUUUUUGUUUCAAUCCAUUUUCUAGUUCAAAUGUAUUUUUUGCAGCCAGUUUUUUUUUUUUUUUUUUUUUGCUGUUGAAAUAAAAAUUUUAUAGCAUUUAUGUUAAUGUACAGUAGAAUCCCAAUAUAAUGUGGUCGUUGAUAAAACCUCCAUUAUAACAUGUAUUUUUUUUUUUUUUACAGAAUAGGCAUGAUACCAGUGUAUAUCAGUUGUGUAGUUUGAAUGGAAUUUGAAUAUAAAUAUCAAAGUAGUUUUGAUUACUAAUGUCAGUUGAAUAAUAAUAAGGUGGUGGGGGGAGGUUUUAAAAACAUUUUUAUAAUGCCUAAAAAAAAAAUUUUUAAUGCUAAUUUGUACAUGGUUCUGUGCAUUGGCAAUAGACAUGGGCAGUAGACAAUCUGUAGGAUUCUGGCGGGGGGAGUUAUGUUUAAUUAUUCUCAAGAACAAGCAGCCCCCCUCAGAGAGGGGCAGUUGGUUCUAGGGUGGUCCUGCCCCCCCCCCCCUCCCCCCAGGGUUCUUGCCCAAGGCAAUAUAAAGUUCACGUUUGCAGUUAUAAAAACUUGAAAACAAUUACAUAAAAACUAUUAUUUCAAAUUUUUAGAAAUAAAUUUGCAUUAUUUGCAAUCUUCUUAUUGUUUGCUAGUUUCGUGCCAUCUGAACUUAAGCCGUUCUGUUGUUGACUGUGCAUGUGUUGAAAUAAAAUAUGGCUAGUUAUAGCAGGAUGAUGAUAUUCAUUAUGCACACACAUUUAUAUUGUUUAGCCAUGAAUCAACCCCAGUGUUUAUAGUUAAUUCAAGUAACAUGCAAAUAACUUUGAAUUAAGUUUAAUAAUAUUUAUUUUGAAGUGCAUGUACAUAUUUGAAAUCAAGCUAAAUUAUUCAUUUUGCUGUCUAGAAUUUUGAAUAUUCGCACAUGCCAGAUAACCAUAGAGUUUUGUAGUUAUUUAAGUGUACACUGCUUUUUAAUAAUAAUUGAUUGUCUUAAUUAGGCCUAAGGGUUCUGAUAUAUGCAUUUGAAUUACAGCCUCAUUUAGUGGUCAGAGAAAAUGUACUGAGGAUAUUUUGAUACUUAAUGUGACACUUAGUAUGAAGAAAAGAUUUAGUAAAUUGUACGGAACUCACUCACAGUCAUUUCAAGGAAAAUACAAAAUUGGACUAAAGUGAGAUUUUUUUUUAACAAUAACAGAUUAAAGUAGCUUGGCUUCUGGGUUGUAGCAGUGUCAUUGGCAAAUAAUUCACCAACAUUUCGGUGAAAUUAGUAUUAAGAAAUACUAUCUGAGUAUAUUAUUUGUUAGAAAACACACUAUGAAUAAAAUAAAUUUAUAAAAGUAAUAACACUGAAAUCACGUGUUUUAAAAACAAAAUUGCCUUAAAAAUAAUAUAUACCUACAAUCUUGUUCCUACUGAUCAUUAAUCAUAUGACAUAUUUUUUUGUAACAUUUUCAAUUUAUCUUCUAUUACACUUUAAUCUCCUCUAUAUGAGAUAGUAUAAUAUUAUGAUUGGGAUUCUACUGUUGGUUAAAGUUAAAGUAGUUUCUUUGUACUUAGAGAAAAUGUUAAAUAGUUAUGUUUAAUUAUAUUUUAGCACUGUAGUUACAAGUUCUAACAAGAUAGUCGAUAAUAUAUGAUUUAUUAAGUUUUUUUGUAAUUAACCUUAAGUUUUUGACAUGUUAUAGGUAUAGGAAAAAGAAAAUUUUUCUUUUCUUUCAUAACAUUGGUUUUAUUGUUUUCUGUUUAGUUUUGAUUAUGUGAUUUGAAAGUUGUAAUGGUUAAAAAAAAAAAAAAAAAUAAAAUAGAAUGAAAUUUUGUUUGAAAUUCCAUUUCAUAAAUCUUUUUGUUAUUACAUGAAAUAAUGCUUAAUGCUUGCAUAGCAUGUGCAUUGUACCCACAAUAAAAUUGAAAACAAAUAUAAUAUUUCUGUAUUUUAUUGCUGUGUUAGUUUUCUAAUCUAUACAUUAAGAUUGUUUGAAAUGUUAAUUGUUCUUUCUUGGUAUUGCUUGUGAAUUGGUAUUAGUAUAAGACAUGAUUUAUGUUUUUUUUUGUUACAGGAGAAUUAUAACAAGUAAUUUUUUAAUAUCUUCCAAAAUUAAUUUUUUAAAAAAUAAAACAAUGUAUUUUUCCUGUUUUACAUAUCAGAGAAUGACACACAUUAGAUUUACCAUAUUAUUAUAAAAGUAUGUGUGUACUUGACAGUUUGUUUACCUGAAUAACAACUUUCCUUGAAUGAAACUUUUGUUUUAACUGUAUGUAACAGCAUACAAAGUAUAAACAUGUCCUAUUGAAGUUGUUUGGAGUGUCAUUUAGAGAGGCCUUUCUUUUCAUUUUAAAUGUGUUUUACAUGGUCAUUUUACACUAAAGAAUUAUUUGAACAAUAUUUAUAAAUAUGUAUUGAUAUUUGGAAGAUGCUUUAUAAUUAACAAACUCAUUUAUUUUAGGUUUAAUUAUGUACUUCUCAAUUUUAUUGGAACGAAUUACUGAUACAAAAAUUAUUCCAAUUUCACUAAAAUUGUGUCUCAACAUAAUUUGGAAUUUCAUAAUCUCUAUCCUCCAUUUCAUGUAACAAAACUUAUUUUGAUAACAAAUGUUUAAAGGUAUGGAAAAUACUACCAGAAAUCUUUUUUUAAGUUCAUGACAGUUUGUGCCAUAGUAAGUUCCUACUUUUUUGUAAUCCAGUUCUGUUCCAUAAAACCAUAAACUGAAAUGGGUUCUUCAAUUUCAUAUUUAAUUUUAAUGCAUUUUAUGUAAGUUUGUCUUAACAGUUUCUGCUAUCCUAGCAUAAGUUUACUUUCAAGUUCAAGAUUUGUGUAUUUUGGUGCAUAAGUGUUUAGAAUGAGAGUCAAGUAUUGUGACAUAUGUCUGUGAUGGUAGCAUGAAUCAUAUUGUUGCAGUUCGGGUUUUCGGAGGGUCUUAAUGGUGGUGAUAGAUAAUGGGCGCCACCACGUGGAAGGGCACGUGGACCCGGCUGAAACCUCGUCUCAGGGCGUGAAGUCGCCCGUGUGAGGCAAGAUUCGACCCUCAGUUACCACACGUGAUUCGCUCAGACCUGGCCCGCUCUCAGCGUCGGGCACGCUUAUACUAUAUGAAUGAAUCGAGGGCUCUCAAGGCGUCCCACGCGCCUGCUCACAGUGGAUAGGUCGCCACGUGAUCGGUAAAAAUAAAAGAAGUAAGGUAGUUUAAUACUUAAGGUAUUUAAUGUAUACACGCGCUCCCAUACAUAGCUUCGGGAUGAUACCGUUCAAAGGCCUAAGGCAACUCAAUCGGUUUAGGGGAGUAAGACCCACGCAUGUGGCCGCACAAGCAAUUACUAGAGACCUGCAAAAUUUGCGGUUUCGAUGGCCUUCAGGAUAGACUGCACAUACCCCUGUACACUCGGGCAAAUAACGCAAGUUCAUUGGCUGCCGACUUGUAAGUCAUCUCAGCUGGUUUGUCUGUGAUUCGAUCCUUCUUUGGUUGAGGGUUUAAAACUGGUUGAGAUUCGUCCAGAUGAACAGUAAGCCUAUAGCAAAAUUAUUUAAGAGGUAUAUGUGUUUGAAUUCUAGCCUAUCACCAAAUGAAUCCACAAAUUUUUCAGGUCUCUAGCAAUUAUGUAUUAAGCUUUUAAAAAGAAUCUCGUUAAGUGUUAAGAAUGAUUUAAUAAACAGUCCCUCGCCCGAGGCAAGCCCCAGAGAUAGCGCCAAAGUGAUUGAGAAUAGAUUAAAGAUAAAACAGAGAACUACGGAUCAGAGUACAAAGGGUGAAGUCCCUGGGGUGCGGAAGGCUGCGUCUUUCAUCGGUCGUUGGCGGCGGAGAACUGACCGAGCGCUGGGCUCUCUCGGAACAACAUGGCAUUUUCCCACCUGGCCAGAUUACCAUUACUCUCUUAUGAUUAAGUGCCUUGAAAUCUUAACGUAGGACAAAUACAAAACCCCUUCUAUCAUUAUGGCACGCUCACCCACGGCUCUGCUAUUAUGUACUAUACAAACCGUUAUUAAUUUAUUAGAUUUAAAUAAAUGCCGUCUUAGGCUCACGUUCGGGUCUGAUCUGGUUUGCCGGGUAACGUCUUUAUAUUACAUAUUAAACAAAAACAAAACCCUCCCGCCCGUCAGUGGCGACACAAAUUAACGGGGGGAAAAAAUAAAAAAAAACAAUGUAUUUAUUAUGAAUAUAGGGGGACGUCACACUGCUGCUACAGCGCCCUAUUUACACACACACACGACUAUGUACUUUUGUGACGGUGCGACUAGACUGAGGGAAGUGGGACGAUGGCGAGGGGAAAGGUGGCGGAGGCUGACCAGGCUUCUGGGUCGCAGGCCCGGUUGACGUCAAUAUGAAAGCAAUUUAUAAAUCUGUGAUUUUGAUUGACCGUCACAGACAUCUGAUGAGAGUAAAACUAAAUUGAAAGUGAAUAGACUACCUAUUAUUUUCAGUGUGAUUAUUUUUAUGUUACUAAACCGGUGUAUAAUUUUGCUACGUGUAGUUUACAUUAUCAUAAAAGUGUCUCUUCUCUCUUAAUGUACUAUCAUUAUAUUUUUAAAAAUGUAUCAUGUUACACUAAGAAUUUUUAUUCUAUGGCAUUGUGUAUACUGUUGUAGUACAAAAAAAAAUUUGAUAAAAGUUUUUGUAACCAAGCAAAUUUUUUAUAUAAGUAGUUUUAACUUGCAAUGUUUGUAAUAAAAAAAAAUUUCGUUACAAUA